UUAAACUUUAGUAUUUAAACUAAACCCAGGAAACACUGAGCAUCAAACCUAAAAUGAUUCCCACUGCAACUACUGGAGUGAUUUUUGUUCUUCUUUUAGCAGUUGUGAUCGCCAGGCCACAAGCGCCCACUGCUGCCAGUGAAGAUGCUAAAUAUGCUUACAAAGGUCCUUUAUUUAAACCUGAAGAUCCAAAUGUUUAUGUUUAUGAUCCUAAUAAUCCUAACAAGGCCUGGAAUUAUCCUGUAAAUACUGACGCUGCUCCUGCUGUAUCUGUAGCUAGAUCUGCUGCUCCCAAUGCCGGAAAUAAAGCAGCUCGAGCAAAUAUUCGAACCAUCCAACUCCGACAAAGCUCUGCUCCUGCUCUGCCAGUAGUCCAGCAGUUCCCAGUAGUAGCUAGUGCGCCAUUCCUUCCUCAGUUUCCAGUAGCAGCUAGAGCACCGGCUCUUCCUCAGUUUCCAGUAGCAGCUAGAGCACCGGCUCUUCCUCAGUUUCCAGUAGCCUUCAACUCUCAGCCUGUCGUAUUUAGGUCUCCAGCGAGUACCUCCCCUGCCAUCCAACCCUUCACAGCCUUCAAUCAUUAAAAUAACAAUUUAUCAAUUGUUAUCAUUUUUAUUUAACUAUCGAAUGUCUGAAUUAAAGCAUUUCAAAGUUACACACAUUUGUUAGAGUUUAAUAACCACCUGUUCUGAAUAGCUCACAAUUGUUUAGCUGGACAUAUAUCAGUGUAAAAAAGCGACCAUUGCAGUUUUCUUUGAAUUGUUAAAAUUGUUAUGUUUCUUUUCGUAUAAUAAAUAAAACCUAAAACAAGU
Molecule: messenger RNA, 809 nt
Organism: Eurytemora carolleeae
Lineage: Eukaryota; Metazoa; Arthropoda; Copepoda; Calanoida; Temoridae
Product: protein app1
Exons: 2
Coding region: 54-581 (175 amino acids)
Source: RefSeq, a predicted model, not a curated record